Messenger RNA from Homarus americanus (American lobster), 5228 nucleotides. RefSeq names its product epimerase family protein SDR39U1-like. Lineage: Eukaryota; Metazoa; Arthropoda; Malacostraca; Decapoda; Nephropidae. The record is from RefSeq and is a predicted model, not a curated record. The coding region runs from base 329 to 1237 and encodes 302 amino acids. The transcript is spliced from 7 exons.
GGAACUUAGGUGUGUGGUUGAGUGUGGUGCUGGUGGCCUGUGGUGGUAGCAAGACCCAAGAGUUUUGGUUGUGUAACUGCUGUAACACUAUUGCUGGGGCCAUAUAGUACAGUAUUGUGUUCUGUGCUUGCUCUGCAUCUGGAUCUCAAAAUAGCAUAAGCACAAGUCAAUAUGGCUGGCCAGCUUGGGACUGUUGUUGUUGAUUUGUGUUUUGGCCCUCAACACAGCAUCAUAAUGGAGCGCAGCGGUCGAGUGGAUACAGCACUUGCCUCCUGUUCUGGGGAUCAGUGGUUUGAUUCCCGGGUGCUUCCAGUUCACCCAGCUGUAAAUGGGUACAGGAGGAGGUACUGGAUUUAUAGGAACAGCUCUGUGCAACAGCUUAAGACAUCGAGGUUAUGAUGUAUUGGCUGUGUCCAGAAAACCUGGUCCUUACAGAAUCACUUGGAGUGACUUCAGUAAUAAAGGUUUGCCAGAUUCUACCACAGCAGUAGUCAGUCUCGCAGGUCAAAAUGUUUUGGAUCCUGUGCGACGAUGGACUGAAGGAUUUAAACAGAAUGUUUGGGCAUCACGUGUCAACACAACAAAGUACUUAGCUGAGGCCAUUCAGCACUCUAGCACGAAACCCAAGGUGUUCGUUUCAGCAUCAGGAGUUGGUUACUACCCACCAAGCCAAGAUGAGGUAUUUACUGAGGAUGGUCCUGGUGGGGACUUUGAUUUUUUGUCUCGUCUCUGUUCUGACUGGGAAAGUGCAGCAGACCUUCCAUCUGAUCUUGGUGUAAGAACUGUCAAGAUAAGAACAGGAGUGGUUCUUGGUCGACAAGGUGGAAUGGUUCAGCAGCUCAUCUUGCCUUUUUAUAUGGGCUUUGGGGGACCAGUAGGAAGUGGUAAUCAGUCAAUGCCUUGGAUCCAUAUUCAAGAUAUAGUUGGUCUUUUUAUUCAUGCAAUUGAGAAAGAAAAUGUUAUUGGAAUUGUCAAUGGAGUUGCUCCACAGAUUAUAACAAACCGAGAAUUUGCUACAGCUUUUGGAAAAGCUCUUAGGAGACCAUCUUUUGUACCCUUACCCACUUUUGCAGUAAACUUACUAUUCAAUGAAGAACGGGGUAAAAUUAUGACUGAAGGACAGAAAGUAACCCCCAAAAAAGCCCUUGAAACUGGAUAUUCAUUUAAGUACCCAAAUAUUACAUCAGCAGCAAAGGAAUUCUCAAAACUUAUAUAUGCAGAUGAACAAUAUAUUUAAGCUUAGGACAGGUUACGUAAAGAAACAUUAAGGGCUGUUUUAGUUCAGCCUUCCACCUCACAUUUUGGAAAAAAGAGCAUUAUUAACACUGCAGUUAGGUCAAGUAAUUAUAUUUUUAUAUAAUGUAGGCCUAUACUAUAGCCACUUUGCUGCAGACAUCCUUUAGUUUUAAUCUAAAGCUGCAUUGACUUAUAGAAAAAGAAUAUGUUUUUAAACUGUGUAAAGUAACUGAGCUUAGUAUAACCACCUAGAGCAGUUAUGAAUUGUUUGUGGUAAGCUUAACUGUUGACCUUGAGUUUCAUAACUCAUUGGUAUCACAUCCUAUGUAUGACACGUACAGGUUUUUAUUAUUCAUGCUAAAUUAGGUGUAGUUUAUGACCUCUGCAUUUGUAUUGAGAAAAAACAAAAAACUAUACUAUAGCACUCUUAUUACACCCAAGAAACCACAUCUUAAGACUUGUCCAAGUGCCUAUUUUAACUUCACCAGCCCAUCUUCCCUCGCAUUCAUUCAGUUCUGUAUCUGUUCAUCAGUGAAACUUGUCCAUGCUGUUUAUCUCGACUGGUAAAUUUUCUCAACAUCUUUCCAAAAACAAGUCUUUCUUCCAUGCAAAUUGCUUUCACAUUCCAUAUACAAGUACUAUAUUGAGUAAUUAUUUCCUAUUCACCCAUGGCUUUCAAAAGGCCUCGAUGUCAUGCAUUACUGUACUUUACUCACCUCAAUUGAUGUUCCUUAUUGCUCCUAAAUGGCAGAGGUAAUCCAAUAGCCAAUGAAUACUAAGAAUCAGUAUCAAAUUUGGGUAAUUCAGUUCUGUGUGUUUUAUUAAAUGUUUUCUGUACAUCUUUAACAUUACGUACUUUAAAGCCUUGUCGUCAAAUUUUGUGUUCGAUAAAACUAUUGUGAAUGAUAAGAAAUCUGUUAGCUCUUUCACUUAAGAUAUAUAACAAAAAUAUAAAAGAAUUUUGGAAUCACACAAAUUGUAUACUAGUCAAUUUGUCUUAUAGUACAGUAUACAGGUACAGUACUCUCAAUUUAACGGAAUCCGAUAUAGUGUACUGUACUCUCGAUUUAGCGAAAGGUAUUUUUUUCCCUUAAUUUUUGCUCGAUUUAGUAAACUAGUUCGCUAGAUUGAGACACCUCAGACACAUGAUACAGUAAAACCUACUUCAGCCUACAGCGAAUGUACUAAAUGUAUAAAAAUGAUAAAUAAUGAUAUAGUGUAAAAGGGACCAUAUAAGAUGCACCCCCACUUUUGCAGGGAGUAAUUAAGAAAAGAAAACAUGUGUAUUUUCCUCCUGUAGCCACAAUUUUCUUAAUAUAUGCAGUACCAGGAAAUAUGAGGAAUAAAUAAAAUAAUACCAAUAAAAAAUACUGUACAGUAUUGCCAAAUCAGUAAAUAAAAACCAAGUGAAAGUUUAACACAGUCACCAUUUGCGUACACUCCCUGUUUCACCAUAGUAACGAAGACCAGCUGUGAUGCCGAUUCCCUAGCAAUGCUCCCCGCCCCCCAUACACCAAGGAUUUCAUCCUCCAAUUUAAUGUACUCUUUGCUGAAUCACCCUGUAUAUACAGUAUAUAUACACUUCUCGCUAUUGCAUUAUGCACGAGGUGGCCAACGGGAAGUGAUCUUCGCUGAAGUGUCUCACACCCCUCCACACCAGCCAGCUGGGACUGAGGCAGGCAUUGUACGUCUGGCAGCGAAGGGAGACUCGAGGACCAGUCAGCCAGCGAUAAAAAAGUUCACCAGUUGCCCGCAUAAAUUUUGUGACUGAAGAUUUAUGAGUUUAACCCCCCCCGACAGCCCCUAUUUAUUGCCACAACGCCCGUUGUUUCUUUGCCUUUUUUACCACAAUGGGCAAGAGGAAAGAUUUAACAAAAGAGCAGAUAGUGUCAAUUAUUAGUCUGCAUAAGGGCAAGAAACCUGUAAAGGAAAUAUCAAGAAUUCUUGGUGUAAGUGAAUGAUCAGCUCAGAUUUGGAUUAAACGAUUUCGAGAUGACGGCGGGUUGGCAAUACCAGUACACAGCGGACGGCCAGGGAAGGCUCGGAAAACUUCCCAAGGCACGUUAACUGUUCUUAAAGAGGCAACUUGAUGCUAAUUCACGUCUGUCUGCACGGGAAAUGAAAGAAAAAACCCUGUACUUCUAGGUUAUGUUUCUGUAAGGACCGUUCACCGCCACAUUCAUGACGACCUGUAGUAGUUAGUCACCGCGCAUGCAAGAAGCCACUCCUCAUCCUUGUCCAGAGGCAGCUUAGGAUCGCUUUUUUCCAAGGCUAACACUCAGUGGGAUACGACCAAGUGGCAGCAUUUGCUGUGGUGUGACAUGGCAACGUUUUCUUUUACUGGACGUCUACUUUCAAUGUGUACAGGCGCCCCGGGAGUGACUCGCUUGACCCCAAGUUCGCUUUUAGCACAGUUACUAAGCAUCCUGAGUCACUAAUGGUGUGGGGUUGCUUCUUGUACUUUGGAACUGGUGAUUUUGUUGUGCUACCUAGGAAUGUGAUGAUGAACCAAUUUAACUACUAGGAGCUGCUUUGUGAUUAUUUGCCCGGGUCUUUUGAAAAAUGCCGCGCUGAUGUGUUUAUGCAGGAUGGUACCUCAUGUCACACAGCAAAAUCUGUAAUACAAUGGCUUGUUGAUUGUCAGGCAGACCUCAUAAGUGAUUGACCAAGCAAUUUGCCUGACCUUAACCCGAUAGAAAAUAAGUGGAGCAUUAUCAAGCUUCGUCUACAAGGCAAGGACACAAAUACCGUCCCCAAGCUGGAGGCAGCGAUUUAUGAGGAGUGGAAUAAUUUAGACCCACAAAUAAUCCACAACUUGGCAGAGUCAGUUCCUUCACGCCUGCAGGAGUGUAUCAAGAGAAAAUGAAGGCCUAUUGACUACCGAAAAUUUGUUAACUUCCGAGAUUAAUAUUUCAUCUUGUUUGUGUCCGUGCGACCCCGCGCAUAAUGCAAUGGCGAGGAGUGUAUGCUGAUAACCACAUAGGAGACAAGGAAACACGAAGUUCUCAAGCGCUUUCAUGUAAUUCACACCUUCAGGGGUGAGUACAGACUAAGGAGUAAUUAUUGACAAGGCGAAUAUAUACAGUAUAGGAGAGUGAGAUGAAAUCCCUUGGGACAGCAGGUAUCCAUCAUAUUCAGGUCAUAAGGUAAUGACCCAACCCUUUCACCUGGUUACAGAUCUUGUGAAUCACAAAGUUGUCCAAUUUGUACAUGCCAUUACUCAAAUUCAUGUUGACAGAUUCGGGUAUGUUUAAUGAGAUUAGAUUCUAUAAUGUUCCUACUGACAGUUGAAUUACAAGGUAAUAUUGAGGAGGCAUUAUCCCAGUCAAUGCAAUACUUAUUAUAUCUCAUGAAUCAACAGAGCAUUGGAUUCCUGGCCUGUCCUAACACUAUUUACAUUGUUUAAGUCUAAUUAUAAGUUCUUUUCCCGUCUGGCCUAAGUAGAACAUAUUACAUUCCCCUAUCAGCAAAUGUUAUUCGUGGCCAUUUUGAAAACCUAACCCCCUCGAAUUUGAAGGGCUUACUGUACCCGUAUAUUGUUAUGUGCAGUAGAUCAUUUAAGGAAACGAAUAAAUAAAGAUGGUAAAAUUAAGAAUGUGAUUCAUGGGCAUUAAAUAUAGAUACUGUAGUAGUAUGUACUAUUUAUGGAUGAAGCUCUUCAGUUUGAAACAAGUGUUUGCCACUGCAGGUAAUCAAGUCCCUCACUGCAGGAAGUCAGAGGGGCCAUAAUUCUAAACAAUUAUAAAAAGUUUUGAUUUAAUUAUCAAAGCCACCAGAAAUCUUGUUGCGAUAUAUUUACCAACUCAGUAUGGAUACAUUUUAUUACUAUAUAUUCAAGUUAGGGAGUCAUUUUCAUUGAUGUGGGUAAGGUGAAGACUCAAAGUUUUCUUUUACAAAAAUGUAACAAUUAUCUUGAAAAGUUUUAUGGCAAGAUUUAAACAAAAUUGCUUGCAUUGUACAAUAUGUAAAUAAAAUUUACAACUAGUACUUGA